AUGGUGUGGGCAGAACCAGUGCGCGCGAUCGACGGCUCCAAACGGAGCCCUCUCUUACCUCUCGCAGUGGAAGUUGUCAAGAAUGGCGCGACAGUGGCAUGUGUCACCGUCCCAGUGGGUCGUCAAGGUUCAGAAGGGGAUCACGUCCCAACGGGCAAAUUGUUAUUCGAGGCACGCAAAGGGACGCGGGCGGGGCAGGUCAAGCGACACCACAGCCACCGCAGGGUCUACCAGAAAAAUGAACCGAUCACCCCCAAUGAGCAUGAUCGAGAGGACGCUGACCCAACCACUGAAAACCACACACCGACCAGCACCGGUCCGGGUUGA
Messenger RNA from Monosiga brevicollis MX1, 327 nucleotides. RefSeq lists its product as uncharacterized. The coding region runs from base 1 to 327 and encodes 108 amino acids. The transcript has a single exon. The record is from RefSeq and is a predicted model, not a curated record. Lineage: Eukaryota; Choanoflagellata; Craspedida; Salpingoecidae.